CUGAAUUUAAAGUUGAUUAUUACUACUUUAGCUCUAGAAUUACUCUGAGACCUGAAAAAUACCUUACCCUUGACUGAAUGAGAAGAACUAUAAUGCUUUACAUUCUUGUCACUCACUUGCAAUUGAAUUUUCCUGUGACAGGAUGAAAUGAAAGUAAAAAAGAAGUAGAUUGAAUACACUAUGAGAACAAAGGAAACAUUGAUAAGGAAUACUGUAUGUCCGAGUACUUGAGGAUGAGUGGCAUCUAUUGGGGUCUGACAGUAAUGGAUCUCAUGGGACAACUUCAUCGCAUGAAUAGAGAAGAAAUUCUGACAUUUAUUAAGUCAUGCCAACAUGAGUGUGGUGGAAUAAGUGCAAGUAUUGGACAUGACCCUCACCUUUUGUAUACUCUUAGUGCUGUCCAGAUUCUUACUCUGUAUGAUAGUAUUAAUGUUAUUGACGUGAAUAAAGUUGUGGAAUAUGUCCAAAGUCUACAGAAAGAAGAUGGUUCAUUUGCUGGAGACAUUUGGGGAGAAAUUGAUACAAGAUUCUCUUUCUGUGCGGUGGCAACCUUAGCUCUUUUGGGGAAGCUUGAUGCAAUUGAUGUGGAAAAAGCCAUCGAAUUUGUUUUAUCUUGUAUGAACUUUGAUGGUGGGUUUGGUUGCAGACCAGGUUCUGAAUCUCAUGCUGGGCAGAUCUAUUGUUGCACAGGAUUCCUGGCUAUUACUAGUCAGCUGCAUCAAGUAAAUUCCGAUUUACUUGGUUGGUGGCUUUGUGAACGACAGUUACCUUCAGGUGGACUUAAUGGAAGACCAGAGAAGUUACCAGAUGUGUGCUAUUCAUGGUGGGUGUUGGCUUCUCUAAAGAUUAUUGGAAGACUUCAUUGGAUUGAUAGAGAGAAACUGCGGAGUUUCAUCUUAGCAUGUCAAGAUGAAGAAACGGGGGGAUUUGCAGACAGGCCAGGAGAUAUGGUGGAUCCUUUUCAUACAUUAUUUGGAAUUGCUGGAUUGUCCCUUCUGGGAGAAGAACAGAUAAAACCUGUUAAUCCUGUUUUUUGCAUGCCUGAAGAAGUGCUUCGCAGGGUGAAUGUUCAGCCUGAAUUAGUGAGCUAGGUUGGCUGAUGGAAAAGUUGUUUAGUGUAGCUGCCAUUCCAACAUUGACUACUGUUAAUAUUUUGUAUAUUGUGUUAAAUUAAUUUUAAUAAAUUAUGUAAUUAUACAUAUUGUAAAAUAAGAUUUUGCAUUGUAUGUUCAGCUUUCUUUAGGUUUUCUUAAUGCUGUUAACUCUGAGUAUAAUUUUUUGUUUAUGCUUCAGUGUAUCAUCUCCAUGUCAUUGAGUUUAUUCCCUUUUUGUUAUGUAGAACAACAGCUGUAAAUUGGUUUGUGUCUGCAAGAAUUUUAAAUGACAGAUAAACCCAUAUAUAAAUAAAAAUAUGCACAGGG
Molecule: messenger RNA, 1421 nt
Organism: Lepus europaeus (European hare)
Lineage: Eukaryota; Metazoa; Chordata; Mammalia; Lagomorpha; Leporidae
Gene: RABGGTB
Product: Rab geranylgeranyltransferase subunit beta
Exons: 8
Coding region: 216-1091 (291 amino acids)
Biological process (GO): protein geranylgeranylation
Cellular component (GO): Rab-protein geranylgeranyltransferase complex
Molecular function (GO): Rab geranylgeranyltransferase activity
Source: RefSeq, a predicted model, not a curated record